This is a messenger RNA of Helobdella robusta, 876 nucleotides long. RefSeq lists its product as hypothetical. Gene Ontology annotation, molecular function: zinc ion binding. Gene Ontology annotation, cellular component: peroxisomal membrane. Gene Ontology annotation, biological process: protein import into peroxisome matrix. The record is from RefSeq and is a predicted model, not a curated record. The transcript has 7 exons. Lineage: Eukaryota; Metazoa; Annelida; Clitellata; Rhynchobdellida; Glossiphoniidae. The coding region runs from base 1 to 876 and encodes 291 amino acids.
AUGUCUAAAUCCAUGGAGACGUUGGAUGCUCAAGAACUUGAUAGUCAACUUUUAGAACUACUAAAAUAUCAGUUGAAAAAUGUUUUAAAAUUUUACAAGUUUUCAUUGAAGAAAAUUGACUCAACAAUUGGACAAGGCCUGCUGUCUUUGAAAUAUUUCAACACAAAUCAACUAAAAUGCUCAUCAGAUCAUUCUUCAUCAACAUAUAUAAUAGCAUCACCAACAGCGGAAUCAAAGUCAGAUGUAUCAUCUUUGACAUCCAGCCAAAAACAUGGUCUCCUAAUUUUAAAUACAUUCUUUCCUUGGUUUAAAGAUAAAUUUGCUCCUACCAUGUUUCAGAAUGGUCAGCGAUCUGAGAUUUGCAAACUGGUAAAAUCACUGGAUGCCAUUCUGAAAGUAUCAACAUUGUUAAACUUUCUGAUAUUUCUGAAGAAAGGACAGUUUGUUAGUCUCAGUGAGAGAGUUCUUCACAUACGAAGCAUGUUCACUUACGCUCAAACAACAAGACAAAUAUCUUACGAGCUGACGGAAAGAGAGAUACUAUGGAAUGGCUUCACACUGCUAUUCACGAAGCAAUACUCAAAAUCUCGACAACGAAACAACAAAAUCACUGGCGACAUCCACCAAGCAGUUAACAGAGCAACGACUACAACAACAAAGGAUGGUGAUAAGAACAUUGAUGAAGAAACAUACAAAUCUUGUCCAAUUUGUAAUGAAUGGCCUUUCAACCCACAGCAGAUAGGCUGUGGACAUGUUUUCUGUUACUACUGCAUACAUAGCCAAUACAAAGACGAUAGUGGGUUGUGCUGUCCGCUAUGUUUCCAGACAGUGGAUCACGUCAACAACAUACAACCCGUUCCAGUUACCGUCAUAUAA